AAGAUCGAGACGACGAAACCCUUUGAUUCGGUUUCAGAAUCUCUCUCUCGGAAAAAUGGUUGAAUCGCGUUUACUAGCUGCUCUGAUCCUCCUAGGGUUUCUCAUCUCCGCAUCCGAAUCUCUCCGCUUCGAGCUCCAAUCCGGUCACACCAAAUGCAUCGUCGAAGACAUGAAGGCCAACGCCAUGACCGUCGGAAAGUACUCCGUCGUCAACCCCGACGAGGGCCAGCCCAUGCCGCCGUCGCACAAGCUCACCGUUCGGGUGACGUCGAGCCACGGGAAUAGCCAUCACUACUCGGAGCUGGUGGAAUCGGGUCAAUUUGCGUUUGCGGCGGUGGAGGCCGGCGAUUACAUGGCGUGUUUCUGGGCGCCCGAUCACAAGCCGCAGAUCACGUUGACUAUUGAGUUUGAUUGGAAGACCGGUGUGGCCGCCAAGGACUGGUCCAAUGUGGCCAAGAAAGGCUCUGUUGAUUUAAUGGAAUUAGAGCUUAAAAAGUUGUUUGACACUGUCACUUCCAUUCAUGAGGAGAUGACCUAUCUCCGUGAACGGGAAGCAGAAAUGCAGGAUCUGAACACAGCAACCAACUCCAAGAUGGCCUACUUGAGCUUGCUUUCACUAUUUUUAUGCUUAUCGGUGGCAGGUUUGCAAUGGUGGCACUUGAAGACCUUUUUCGAGAAAAAGAAGCUUAUCUGAUUUUGUUAUAGAGAAGUUCGAUAUUUUCAUCUUUUCUGGUCUUUGUAAUAUAGUUGACAGAACAUUGUAAGGGAUGUCAGAUCACAUUGUUAGAUGAGGUAGGACAACCAAAUGCUCACGAUAGCAUAAAAGUUCUGUUGAAGUUUACAGUCAUUGUAUUUCUAGAAACAUUCAAUGAUAACAAAUUUAGUUAUUUUGUUACAUAAGUUUCUGUUGAAUUAUUUUCAUCAUAACGUCUUCAGUUCCA
Molecule: messenger RNA, 941 nt
Organism: Fragaria vesca subsp. vesca
Lineage: Eukaryota; Viridiplantae; Streptophyta; Magnoliopsida; Rosales; Rosaceae
Product: transmembrane emp24 domain-containing protein p24delta9-like
Exons: 4
Coding region: 56-694 (212 amino acids)
Biological process (GO): intracellular protein transport; Golgi organization; endoplasmic reticulum to Golgi vesicle-mediated transport
Cellular component (GO): Golgi apparatus; endoplasmic reticulum; endoplasmic reticulum-Golgi intermediate compartment
Source: RefSeq, a predicted model, not a curated record